This is a messenger RNA of Lodderomyces orthopsilosis Co 90-125, 2664 nucleotides long. RefSeq lists its product as uncharacterized. Gene Ontology annotation, biological process: eisosome assembly. Lineage: Eukaryota; Fungi; Ascomycota; Pichiomycetes; Serinales; Debaryomycetaceae. The record is from RefSeq and is a predicted model, not a curated record. The transcript has a single exon. Bases 1 to 2664 code for a protein of 887 amino acids.
AUGUCUCACUCAGUUUACCAAACUACGGGUAAACCAUUGUCCAAAGAGGCAUUGUAUCAUCAAAGAUUGAAGCAAGGUAUCUUUCAAUCUCCCAGCGGAACCAUUGUUGGUGUUAAUAGUAAUGCUUCAGAUACUGCUGCCUUAUUAGCCGCCUCAUCUGACUUGACUGUCAAACCAUCAUAUGAACGUACAGUUGCACCUGAAGCACAAACAGCCGCUUUGGUUGCUAAACCCCAUGAAGUUAAUAUAUGGAAGAGACACAAGGAAGACUCUGAUGCUGCUGAAGCCGCCUUAUCAAGUCAUUCAAAAACAGAUUCUUUGACCAGUCAAUCAAGUCAACAACCAAACACUAUUGUCAGAGUUGGUAUCCCAUCAGCUUUAAAUAAGAGCUCCAUCUACAAGGUUGCGCAGGAGAAAUCUACUAGUACAAUGACCUCCAGAAUUGACCCUGCCAAGGAUGUUUCAAGAUCAGGUAUUCAGUCCAAGUAUGGUGCACAAUCUUUGAAUAUUGGUAAAAUUAAUCAAGUGGCUACAAAGAAGUCUAGUAGCACUUUGAGCUCCAGAUUCAAUCCUGAGUUGGACUACAGAUCUGGUUUGAAAAAGGACAAGCCAACUGAGUACUUGAACCAAGAGGAAGAGGAUUUGGCUGCUUCAGGAGCAACUGCCUCCUUGUACAAGACUCCUUCAAGUGCAGAUUAUGCUUCACAGACCAGAUCCACUACUUUCAAAGCUCAAGAAGUUGUCAAUUCUACUUUGUUGGCUGCUGCUGCUGCAAAGGCCAAUGAUCGUUUGAGCACAUUGAAUGCAAAUACACCGCAGUCAUUAAAAGCCCAAGCUCAGUUGUAUGCUAAUGCUUUGGCUGUUGCUCAAAAGAAUAGUGACGAAAGAGCCAAGAAUAGAGUGGCUGGUGUCAUCAACUUGGGUGGUGGUUUAACAAUUACCCAAGCUGAGUUGAAUCAAUUGGCAUCUACUUAUGUUCAACCAGUUAUUGAUGAUAUUGAACAAAAGGCUGAUUCAAAGAGAGAAAUUGAAUUAUCGAAAAAGCAAAGAAAAGCGGAAUUGAAGGCGGCCCAUGAAAGAGCUAAGCAAGAACAACAAGCAGCUAAAGCUAAAGAAAAGCAAGAUAUUGAAAAAGCCAAGCAAGAAAGAAUUGCUGCUAAUGAAAAAUCAAAGAAAGCUGAAGAUGAGAAAUUAGUGCAACAUGAAAAGACUAGAAAUGAGGAAGUUGAUGCUAAACAACUUGAAUAUGAAGAGUUGGAAAAGAAGCAUGCUGAAGAGAAGGAGCAACUCCUUGCUGAAAAGAAAGAGAAACAAGAUGAAAUUGAUGCUGAAGAAACCGCCAAGAAUGAUGAAAGACUGAAGGAAUUGGAUGAUUUGCAAGCAGAAAAGGAUGAAAUAGUUCAACCUGUAUUGGAUGAAUUGGAAGAAGAAAAUGCCAAGUUGAAGGAGAUCACUGAUGAAAGAGAUGCAUUAGCGGAAGAAGUCAACGGAAUUGAAGAAGAAAAGAAUGAACGUGAAAAACAAGUUGAAGAGUUGAAUAAUGAACUUGAAGAAACUCAACUUGCAAUUGACAAAUUGGUUGAAGAAUUGCGUCAAGCUUCUGAGAAGCAUGAAACCACUGAUAAGGAAUUAGCUGAUCUCAAGACAAAGGAAGCUCAAGCUAAGGAUGAGCAUGCAACUGAGACUUCAAGAUUAGAUGGAGAAAUUGCUGAUUUACAAAAAGAAAAAGAAUCCAAGACUGAAGAAAAAGCCAACAAAAAGCAAGAGAUUUUGAGUGCUAUUGAUGAAAAAGUUAAGUUUGAAAAGAGACUUAAUGAUGAAUUACCUCCACAUUUGAAACGUGAUAUUAAUGAAGAUAAACUUAGAGAUACUAGUUCAUUAUUUGCUGAAGAUGAAAAACCAAAACCAAAAGCUGUGACUUCAGAAGUUAAGCCAGUGGCAUCGGAAGUGAAGGAAAGCAAACCUGUUGAAACUAAGUCUUCCUCUAAUAAAGUUGCUGAUGGUGAAAUCAAAUCAGUUCCAUUAAUUGCUGUUGCUGAGAAACACGAUACUCCUAAAGUAACUGAAACAGAGAAGCCGAAGAAAGAAGCUGUUGAAGCUGCUGAAAAAGCCACUACUACUGCACCAAAGACAGAAAAGAAGGAAGCAAGUACCACCGCUAGUAAAGUUGGUGCGUCAAGCUCUACAAAGCCAGCAGUAAAGAAACCAGCAGCCACCACAACUGCUUCAACCCCGGCUAAAAAAGAAAAGGGUUCAUUUUCAAGAAGGUUGAGUAAUUUCUUUAAGGAUCAAUCGAAGGCCCCAGCACCUGCUAAGUCAACUAGUGCCAAAUCCACACCUGCCAAAUCAACACCUGCCAAAUCAACCCCCGCAAAAUCAACUUCAGCCAAGUCCACAACCACAUCCAAAGAAGAAAACAAGCCUAAAACCACCACCACUGAGCCAAAAUCUACAACAACCACACCAACAACCAAACAACCUGCAGCUAAAGAUGCAGAAAAAGAAGCAAAAUCAUUAGAUCCUAAAAAACCAAAGCGUGCUAACACUGCUGAAACUAAGGAUUCCGAAGAUGGUGAUUAUGGUGAUUAUGAUGAUGUGGAUGAUGAGCUUUCAUUAAACAAGAAACAAAAUGAAGGGGGAUUGUUCAAGGAGGAUGUUUUGUAA